Molecule: messenger RNA, 1389 nt
Organism: Candidozyma auris
Lineage: Eukaryota; Fungi; Ascomycota; Pichiomycetes; Serinales; Metschnikowiaceae
Gene: RAX1
Product: Rax1p
Exons: 1
Coding region: 1-1389 (462 amino acids)
Biological process (GO): intracellular protein localization
Cellular component (GO): plasma membrane
Source: RefSeq, a predicted model, not a curated record
AUGUCCGAGAAACUCCAGGCAGAUAAGCCUGCAACACACUAUUUGUCGAACUUGGACAACUUGAAUCAGACAAAUAAUGCGGUGAGUCUAUCUCGGCUCCCGACGUUGGGAGAGAUUCUUUCCAACAAGACGAAACUGCCGGUUAACUUGUACACUUUCUACUUGUACAUGCAAUAUGUGGAAAACAACGUGGACCUUUUGGAUUUUUGGUUUGAUCUUAUUGCUCACUUGAAUCUUUGCAAACACUACGUGAAGGGCCUUCGAGAUUCAAUAGUCAGAAGCUCCACUCAUUAUGGCACUCCCGUGCUAGGACAGCAGCAGAGCCUCUCCGGGAGCCCACAUAGAGACUCAUAUCCAUUGACAGAGGGAAGCAAACACAAAUCCGUUUCGCUGUCGAUGCUUUUGGACCUUAUUAUCAAUGACCAUAUACUAGAGGACAACGACUCCAAUAGACUCUCGCAAUUCCUUCGAGGUGAGAUCAACUUGAAUGAUGUGGAUCCAAAAAUCAAGGAGCUCAUCGACAAAUAUCAGGAAGAAGAGGCUGUGAAUCCACCGUCACCAAUUGUGGAUCACGCUCUGUUUGGAGGAAUCCACGAAAAGAGGGUCUCGUCGAACUCAAAACUUCUUGACGACUCCUUCGACCAAACAAACACUUCCUUCGGCUACCCACAGCUGCCGCAGCCAGGCAGCACUCAGACACACCAGGGUAAGACCUACCAGUCGCUUAGAAGAUCGUCUAUCAACCCAUCUUUGCUCGAAAAAAUUAUCAGAGAUUCAAAACACAGCACGGGAUCUUUUAUCACACGCAAUAACCUCAAGGAAUCGUCGCAUAAUCUUUUGCUUAAGUACUUUGUUGAGGACUCUGAGAAAAAUCUCAAUCUCUCCACCAAACUUAACAACUACAUCAUUAAUGCAAUUGAGGUGGAGGGCAGAGACGACCCAGACGUCUUCAACGGGGUAAAGAGAUAUGUUUUUAACAUCAUUGAAAACCACGACUUGCCGAACUUCCUUAAUUUUGUUGCCAUCAAAAACGUCAAUCGCUCGAUCAACGCUCGAAUUGUGGUUGGCUUCUUCUUCAUCUUUGCAUCGUUCUGGAUAGCUUUCACAUUGAUCUUUCUAGAUUUAUCCAAAGGCUAUCGAGCCGUGAUAAUUGCGCUGUUCUUUAUUGGCUUCUACUGCCUUGUAUCAUCAAUUUACCGUCUCGACCCUAUCUUAGCGUUUCUUGGGUUCAGCGAGUCAUUCAUCCCAGGAAAGUCACUUCUAAAAGUGAACGAUCUUUUUAUUUACCGUCUUCUACUCAAGAGAUCAUUAUGGGUUCUAGCACUCAUUCUUUUGUUUACCGCAAUCCUUUCAAUUAUUUUCUGUCUCGUUCCAGGGAGACGCCUUUAA